GGCUCAGCCCCUCCCAGUUGGCUGUUGCUGUUGUUUGCGCUUUGUUGCUUUAUAUUUCUGUGAAAACAGUCUAAAGUGCAGUGGAGCCUCCAGAUCGCAGCUGACGGAUCUGCCCGGCGCUGUAGGAAAGGACACAUUGGGGUAGACCCAGCCCCGUGAAGUUCUCCGGAGACCAUGCCCAACAAGAGAAUUGCCGUGAUUGGGGCAGGUGUGAGCGGGCUCACAUCCAUCAAGUGCUGCCUGGACGAAGGCUUGGAGCCCGUCUGCUUCGAAAGGACAGAUGACAUCGGAGGGCUCUGGAGGUUCCAGGAAAAUCCUGAAGAAGGAAGAGCCAGUAUUUAUAAAUCAGUGAUCAUCAAUACUUCUAAGGAGAUGAUGUGCUUCAGUGACUAUCCUAUUCCAGAUCAUUUUCCUAACUUCAUGCACAACUCCCAGGUCCUGGAGUAUUUCAGGAUGUAUGCCAAAGAAUUUGACCUUCUAAAGUAUAUCCGAUUCAAGACCGCUGUGUGCAGUGUGAAAAAGCGGCCUGAUUUCUCCACUUCAGGCCAAUGGGAGGUGGUCACGGAAUCUGAAGGGAAAAAGGAGAUGAAUGUCUUCGAUGGAGUCAUGGUUUGCACCGGCCAUCAUACCAAUGCUCACUUACCCUUGGGAAGCUUCCCUGGAAUUGAGACAUUCAAAGGACAGUACUUCCAUAGUCGAGAUUAUAAGAAUCCAGAGAGUUUCACUGGAAAGAGAGUCAUUAUAAUUGGCAUUGGGAAUUCUGGAGUCGACCUAGCUGUGGAGAUUAGCCACACAGCCAAGCAGGUUUUCCUCAGCACCAGGAGAGGGGCUUGGAUCCUGAAUCGUGUAGCAGACCAAGGAUAUCCUUUUGAUGUGUUGUUCAACUCUCGACUUAAACAUUUUUUGUCGAAGAUUUGUGGUCAAUCAUUAGCAAACACAUAUUUGGAAAAAAGGAUGAACCAAAGGUUUAACCACAAAAUGUAUGGCCUAAAGCCUAAACACAGAGCUCUGAGUCAGCAUCCAACAGUCAAUGAUGAUCUGCCAAAUCGUAUAAUUUCUGGCUUGGUGAAGGUGAAAGGAAAUGUCAAGGAAUUCACAGAGACAGCUGCCAUAUUUGAAGAUGGCUCCAGGGAGGAUGACAUUGAUGCCGUUAUCUUUGCCACAGGCUACAGCUUUGCUUUUCCUUUCCUUGAAGAUUCUGUCAGAGUAGUAAGAAACAAGAUAUCCCUGUACAAAAAAGUCUUCCCUCCCAACCUGGAAAAGCCAACUCUUGCAAUCAUAGGCUUGAUCCAGCCCUUGGGUGCCAUUAUGCCCAUUUCAGAGCUCCAAGGACGCUGGGUCACUCAAGUAUUUAAAGGGCUAAAAAGAUUGCCCUCACAAAAUGAAAUGAUAACAGAAAUAACAAAGACUCAAGAGCAAAUGGAAAAAAGGUACGUGGAGAGCCAGCGCCAUACCAUUCAGGCAGACUAUGUAGACACCAUGGAAGAGCUUGCUGACCUGGUGGGCGUCAGGCCCAAUCUGCUGUCUCUAGCUUUCACCGACCCCAAAUUGGCAUGGCAGUUAUUAUUGGGACCCUGCACUCCAAUCCAGUAUCGUCUACAGGGUCCUGGAAAGUGGGAUGGAGCUCGAAAAGCCAUCCUCACCACAGACGAUCGUAUCAGGAAGCCUAUGAUGACAAGAGAGGUUGAAAGCAGCGAUUCCAUGACUUCAACAAUAACAAUGGCCAGGUUUAUGCUAGCCAUUGUUAUCUUUGCUGUAAUGAUAACCUAUUUUUAGCUGUCCCAUUGGGGAGCUGGAUGGAGAGACACCUUCAGAAUCUGACAAGAUUGAACAACUCUUGAGUUUCACAUUGCCCAAAAAUCUUUUAUUUCUCUUUCCAAAGCAUUAAUCCUCUUUCCCCUUUCCCCUACAAUGAAAUUCCAGCUUUUCAUUCAUAUUGACUUAUCUCCCUUCUUAUGACCCAUCAUGUUUUCCUUCCAGCAAUCCUUAGUCUGUGAGUUCUGAUACUCUGUUAGUCAUCUUUUUAUGUCCUUAGCAGAGUUAUUACAUGAUAAGUGCUUAAUAAAUGUUUGUUGUUAUCAAAUAUUAUGGUGGGGAGCAGAAGUCAAUAUUUGUAUAAGAAAUGGGUGACUCCAUGUAACUCAGCUUCUGAUAGGAUUUAGUUUUCUAUUAGAAGCUCAAUCUUUUGUUUGUUUUUAAUAUUGUAAUUAAAUGUGUUUCCCGAGGGAUGAAAAGAAAUAACGGUCUUGUAACAGUUGUAUAUACCUAAUAUAUAUACAUACUUAAA
This is a messenger RNA of Eptesicus fuscus (big brown bat), 2287 nucleotides long. RefSeq names its product flavin-containing monooxygenase 5. The coding region runs from base 175 to 1776 and encodes 533 amino acids. Lineage: Eukaryota; Metazoa; Chordata; Mammalia; Chiroptera; Vespertilionidae. The record is from RefSeq and is a predicted model, not a curated record. The transcript is spliced from 9 exons. Gene Ontology annotation, molecular function: N,N-dimethylaniline monooxygenase activity; flavin adenine dinucleotide binding; NADP binding.